This is a messenger RNA of Syngnathus typhle (broad-nosed pipefish), 3330 nucleotides long. RefSeq lists its product as uncharacterized. The coding region runs from base 153 to 2408 and encodes 751 amino acids. The transcript is spliced from 2 exons. The record is from RefSeq and is a predicted model, not a curated record. NCBI's taxonomy places the organism in Eukaryota, Metazoa, Chordata, Actinopteri, Syngnathiformes, Syngnathidae.
CAGUUCAGUUGCUGACGAAAAAACGAGCUCGCUAUAGGAACCACCUGAGGUUCAAUCUACGCUGCCGAGAUGAAGAAGUAACGCCGGCCAGCCUGACAAUCAAGAACCCAAUUCCGACCAGGAAUGCGGAAAGGAUUGUAAGGAGAGUGCGGAUGGCUCUGGCCAAAGAAAGGAUACGCUGCACAAACAACAAACUCAACAAUAUCAACGAUGAACUACAGCGACGGACGGAACAAUUCAAACACCGGUAUGUCCUGGACAAUGACACGGAAACAACACUACACGAACAUUUCGAUAAUAUACACGAACAGGAAUUUGUCGCCACAAAAAACCGACACAUCGGGAAAUUGGACAGACUCAUUGCACAAAAGAAGACACAACCGGAUCACACACACAUCAACGAAAAAUGGAUUCACAACAUGUCACGCCAUAAACUCACCCAGGCAGAACGCAGCAUAUUAGCAAAAGGACUCAACUACGCAAUCACACCCAAAAACAUACCCCACGAUGAUUUCAUUUUAGCCACGGAGUUAGCAUGCGAAAAAAUACAUAACCCAGGUCAAAAAGCAGCACUACGCAAUGAAGUUGCAGGGAUAUUAAAAACGGCUAAAUCACCACCCAGUAAUAUUACAAAACAGGAAGCAAACGCAAUGAUCACACUAGCGAAAAAUAAAGACAUUACAAUCCUCCCGGCGGACAAAGGCAGAACAACAGUGAUUAUGGACACGGACACUUACGAAGAAUCAAUGCAACAGUUACUACAGGACGAUACCUAUGAAGUAAUAAAAAAAGACCCAACAGAAGACAAGAAAAAUAAACUCAAAGCAUUACUCAAACCACUACUCAUGGAAAAUAAAAUAGACAAACAGGCAUACAAUCACCUAAUACCCACAGCAAACAUCAUCCCCAGAAUCUAUGGCACACCAAAAAUCCAUAAACCAGGUACACCUCUCCGCCCCAUUGUAGACAGCAUAGGGUCAGUCACAUACAACCUUUCAAAAGCACUCAUAGAAAUAAUAAAACCACUAUUAGGACACACGGAUCAACACUGCAAAAACUCAAGACAGCUUGCCACGGAACUCACACACAUAAAAGUACAGAAAGAUGAAAUGCUCAUAUCACACGACGUCAUUUCACUCUUCACAAAAACGCCCACACAACCUACCAUACGCAUAGUACAUGACAGACUAUCAACAGACAAGACACUCAAGAAACGGACAAAUCUAACAGCACAAGACAUCACCCAACUACUUCAUUUCAUCGCUACCUCCACAUACUUUCAAUACAGAAACACAAUAUACAGGCAAAAAGAGGGAUUCCCCAUGGGAGACCCACUUUCUGCCAUCAUGUGCAAUUUUUUUAUGGAAGAUUUAGAACAGAAGGCACUCUUAACAGCCCCGGACACAUACAAACCCACUCUAUGGAAACGUUACGUCGACGACAUUCUGGAAAAAGUAAAAACAGGACAUACACAACACCUCACAGACCAUCUCAACACCAUAGACACCACGGGUAACAUCAAAUUCACCCAUGAAGAGGAAACAGCUCGAUCCAUAGCCUUUUUAGACAUUAACAUACACCACACAGACAAUGGUGACAUAAGAACAAAAGUACACAGAAAACCCACACACACCGACCAAUACCUCCUCUGGACAUCAGAACAUCCCACUAUACACAAACUGUCAGUAGUCAGAACACUAUACGAACGUACAACAAUAAUCACAGAUCCGGACGACAUAACACAGGAAGAAAAAUACAUACAACACGCACUCAAAAAAUGUCAGUAUCCACAAUGGGCAAUAACCAAAGGUGCAGAACAGGUAAAAAACAAAAAAUACAAAACACAGGAGCAAAGAAAGAAACAAACAAGGAAACAGGAACCCAGCGGAAUGGUGACGUUGCCGUAUGUGAGAGGAAUUACGGAACGCAUCAAAAGAACCAUGAAAAAAUACAACAUAAGCACACCUAUCAAACCACAUAUAACACUCCGUCAGAUACUGGUCCACCCAAAGGACAGAGUAAAUCCGGAAAAUAAAUGCAAUUCCAUAUACGAGAUUCCAUGCAAAUCAUGUAAUAAAUCAUACAUCGGGGAGACAGGGAGGAACUUCAUCACAAGAAAAAUGGAACACAAGAAGGAAUGUGAGAAGGAGACAGCAACAAGACAAACAAGAGCAAUAAAACUACAAGCAGAACAGGAACACUACAAGUCAGCCAUCACCGACCACUGUAAAAGGGAAAACCACAUCAUGGACUGGGAGAAGGCCAGAGUCAUCCGCACUGAAGAAAACAAACAUCAGCGUUGGAUCAGGGAGGCCAUUGAGAUCCGCAAGCGGGGCCCGAGGACCAUCAACAGGGACGAGGGAGCAUACAUGCUCUCUACAACCUGGAACAGUGUUUUGGAGAGGUGAACUGACAGCAGAGGGCGUGACUCACCUGUCAAAUCUGACAGGUGAGCCACGCCUUCAUCCAUCAGCUGAUAAAGACGCGUCACAAACACAUCAGUGACACUCUGAUGAAGGCGGAAGAUUCCGCCGAAACAUGUCAGCUGCAGAGAAGAUGCAGCGCAUGUCAGGAUGCGGCUGUCAAAUGACUCGCCGCCGCCGCCGCCGCCCUUCCCCUGCCUCAGGCUCGCCACUCCCGUGUGAUACGAGGAGGCAGAAGAGGACUGGAAAAGCUCAAGUGGCUUGUGGGGAAAUUGCACGCCUUGAUGAUUUGCAACACUGCCAGACUGAUGUGGAUGAUUGAGCGCAGCCUAUUAUUAUUAUCAUCCUCAUCGGGUGUAAAUUGAAAGCAAAGCGCAUGUUUAGGUUCUCCAGAAGGUAAACACACAUUGUCAGGAAGCAUCUGCCCCCCGAGAAGUCGAAUGGCGCAGUAUCGGCCAUGAAAAAAAAAAAAGGAAUGACUAAUGCCAAGAGUUAUUUUGUUGUUCCCGAGGCAAUUUUCAAUUCCAAGGGUCUCCUGGGGGACCUAUUUGAAGACUGCCUGAAAUAUUGGGAGGGACCUGCAGUUCAAAGGUAGCUUUCAUGAAAUCCAGUGAAAAUGGCUUUUCCUGUCAGGAUUGUCGUUGUGACGCGGCCAGAGGUUGUCCAACAAGAGUUUUGAAAUGUUUUCAUCGGAGUCAGUCACCUUGUCACAAUUAAUCUUCUCCGCUACAGCAGAGGGCAGAAGAAGGGUUGCACCAAGAAGCACGACAAUUUUAGAUUUGGCCUUGAACCAUCAUCUGUGAAGGACUCUUCUCCCCCCCCCCCCCUAAAUUGUUUUUGUAGAGUUUCUGCUAUUGCACAAAUAAUGGCAUAGGUGAAAAUGAACGGCAUUAUUUAAGAUACCAGA